AGAGAGAGAGAGAGAGAGAGAGAGAGAGAGAGAGAGAGAGAGAGAGAGAGAGAGAGAGAGUCGGAUAUUUCAUUAUAUAGUUGUACUAACGCGUGUUAAAAGUUACGAACCUUGUUCGUUACAUGGGGACUGAUACAAGCUGAGCUCGCACCCUCCGGAUGUACUUGAUGUGUUUGAUUGGUGUCUGCAGAGUAGGAGAUGCCUCUGCCUGUACAGGUCUUUAACUUUCAGGAGAGUGCAGUGUCAGGUGUGGGGGUGGCUGCAGGGGUGGAGCAGGAUGAGACGGAGGCCAGCGAGCUGGGCAGGGCCAGGGCCAGAGAGGGGGAGCAGAGGGGCAGGAGCGGUGCAUGUGACCAGGCCCGGGAGUCUCCCUGGACCGGCCUGCUGCUCCUCCCCGCCGCCUCCCCCCCGCGUAGCAGCAGGUCAGAGCUGCGCCUCCCCGUCACGGCGGGGGACUCGGCCUUGAGGAGCAGCCUCUCUGCGUGCUCCCUCCUCCCUAAGGGGUCUGUGGAGCCCAUGCAGAUUGAUGCCGAAGCUCGGGAAGAGCAGCAGAACGACCCGGACAGCAGCUAUGUGGUGGAGAACUCCACACUGGACCUGGAGCAGUAUGCGUCCAGCUACAGCGGCCUGAUGAGGAUCGAGCGGCUGCACUUCGUGGCGGAGCACUGCCCCCGGCUGAGGGCCGAGGCCCUGAAGAUGGCCCUGGCCGCCCUCCAGGGGACCUUCAACGUGGACGCGUACGAGGAGAUCCACCGCAAGCUCUCCGACGCCCCACGGGAGGUCCAGGGGGUCCCAGACGCAGUGCCCGAGGGGGGGGCGGAGCCGCCUUCCCUAGACUCGGCCUGGGCCGAGUCCACCAGGAAGAGGGCUCUGCUCAAACUGGAGAAACUGGACACGGACCUGAAGAACUACAAGGGCAACUCCAUCAAAGAGAGCAUAAGGAGAGGUCACGAUGACCUGGGCGACCACUACCUGGACUGCGGUGACCUCAGCAACGCCCUCAAGUGCUACUCCCGCGCCCGCGACUACUGCACCAGCGCCAAGCACGUCGUCAACACGUGUCUCAACGUCAUCAAGGUCAGCGUGUACCUCCAGAACUGGUCGCACGUACUUAGCUACGUAAGCAAGGCUGAAUCCACCCCGGACAUGGCAGAGCAAAGAGGAGAGCGAGAUAGUCAAAACCAAGCGGUCCUUACCAAACUCAAAUGUGCUGCAGGCCUGGCAGAGCUGGCCUCCAGGAAGUACAAACCUGCUGCCGAGUGCUUCCUCCUCGCGUCGUUCGACCACUGCGACUUCCCAGAGCUCCUGUCCCCCAGUAACGUAGCUGUGUACGGGGUCAUGUGUGCUCUGGCCACCUUCGACAGACAGGAGCUCCAGAGAAACGUCAUCUUCAGCAGUUCAUUUAAGUUCUUUUUAGAGUCGGAGCCUCAGGUCCACGACGUCCUCGUCAAGUUCCACGAGUCCAAGUACGCGUCGUGUCUCAAACUGCUCGACGACAUGAAGGGCAACCUUCUGCUGGAUAUGUACCUGGCCCCCCACGUGACCACUCUGUACACACAGAUCCGGAACCGAGCCCUCGUACAGUACUUCAGCCCAUACGCGUCGGCAGACUUGACCAAGAUGGCCCGGGCAUUCCACACCAGCGUGGCAGCUCUGGAGGAGGAGGUCACCCAGCUCAUACUGGAGGGAGUGGUCGACGCUCGCAUCGACUCCCACAGCAAGAUCCUGUAUGCGCGCGACGUGGACCCGAGGGGCGCCACGUUCGACCGGUCCCUCCACGCGGGCGCGGGGUUCCAGAGGCGAGCCAAAGCCCUGCUCCUGCGGGCCGCCGUGCUGCGUGGACACGUCCACGUCAAGUCACCCCAAAGAGAAGGCAUCCAGGUGGAGUUCACCACUGCCAACAGCCAAACGUGGAUGAGCACCAACAUGUGAGAACGAGAACCCUCGUCCCCGUGCCCUCCUCUCUGGUGCCCCUUGGGAGGCACCAUUACAGCCGGGGAGGGGGGGAGGGAGUCCAAAAACAACAACCUUCACAGACCUCCCCCCCCUUCUUCAGAGGAUGGUACGAUUCCCUGCUGAGAAGGAAUAUCACAAUCGUACAGACUUUUUAUUUAACGUUUAAUUGUUUACGUAUCGGGAGAUGGAUUGAAAGAAAAAAAAAUUGUUGCUCGUUUUGGAAAUAUGAACGAUGAAAGGAGGAGGAAUGGAGUUUGUUGUCUGUAAGAGAUGCAAUUUCUCUGUGUCCGACAGAUCUUUGAUUAUUAAUCGACAAAAACCUCACCUCAGAACAAGCUUUUAAAAUAAAUCGAAAAACAUGCCUCUCUUCUCCAUCUUUGGCCUUUUGUAGGCUAGUGGGCAUCCAACAUGUAUACACUG
This is a messenger RNA of Hypomesus transpacificus, 2376 nucleotides long. It is a transcript of the gene gps1, whose product is annotated as G protein pathway suppressor 1. Bases 199 to 1932 code for a protein of 577 amino acids. The record is from RefSeq and is a predicted model, not a curated record. Lineage: Eukaryota; Metazoa; Chordata; Actinopteri; Osmeriformes; Osmeridae. Gene Ontology annotation, cellular component: COP9 signalosome. The transcript has 15 exons.